This is a messenger RNA of Penicillium diatomitis, 1182 nucleotides long. RefSeq names its product PAPA-1-like domain-containing protein. NCBI's taxonomy places the organism in Eukaryota, Fungi, Ascomycota, Eurotiomycetes, Eurotiales, Aspergillaceae. Gene Ontology annotation, biological process: chromatin remodeling. The transcript has 3 exons. Bases 1 to 1182 code for a protein of 393 amino acids. The record is from RefSeq and is a predicted model, not a curated record. Gene Ontology annotation, cellular component: Ino80 complex.
AUGAGGCUUCGUCCCCGCCGAUCGCGGAUGUCUUCACAUCGAGAACCAGGAAUGGCGGCUGACUGGAACACUAGAUUCACAAGAUUGACACGUGCUUCUGCGGCGCAAGUCUCAGGUUCUGUGGCAGUCUCUCAUUCGCCUGAGAAAAUUCUAAGGGAAACAACAAAGGUCCUUCGUCUGACUCUCAAGAUGCCCACUGGCAAAGGGCGCGAGCCUGUGGGCGGCCGUGCCGCUCGUCGCACAGUCAAUGUCUUCCAGGAGAAUCCUAUUGUGGAGGGCCCCCGAGCCAGCCGCAACAAGAGGAAGAUCGUAGAAGUUCCCACCUCCGAAGAAGAGGAUGAGGAUGACGACCUCGGAGAUCAAGAAGAGGAUGAAGUUGAUGAUGACGAGGAUGCCCCCGGUGAGGACGAUGAGGACGCUGACGCCGAUGGUGAUAUUGAUAUGGAUGAUAUGCCUCCGCAGCCGGCCGUGAAGCGUUCCCUGAAAGCUUCCACAAGUCGGGUCAAGGGUGCGAAGAGUGUCGAGGAGAAGGAGAUGGAGAUGGAAGAUGAUGACGAUGAUGACGAUGAGCUUGAUGAGGAUGAUGAUGAUGACGAGCCUCUAUCUGACACGGAUUUGGAUGCUGAAGGAGAGCCUGACGAUCUGGACGAAAGUGCAGUACCAGACGUCAAUGCCAACGGUCUCGAUGAAGAAGAUGAGGAGGACGAGCUCGAUGAUGACAUGGACAGUGAUGGAACGGGCACAAAUCUGGGAAAGACUACCAAGCGCCAGCGCGGCAAUCUGGGCAACGACUUCCUUCAAUUGCCUAUGGAGCCGCAAGUCAAGAAGCACCUCACGGCCGAAGAGCGAGCCAUGCGACGAGCUGAGAUGGCCCGUCGACGAAAGAACUUGAGCGAGAAGCGCAACGAGGAAGAAAAGAUGGACACCAUCAAUCGACUCCUAAACAAGCAACCGCCAAAGCGCCGCGGUCGACAAGCCGCGGGUGAUGGCACCGAUGCCACACCGGCUGACCAGGAACCCACCGAGCCUGCCAAGUGUGAUCCAACAAUGGUCCGUUGGACGAGCAACAAAGACGGAUGCCGCCUCUAUGUGCCCGAAGAAUGGCUGGGCACCCCGGCAGGUCGACUCUUUGGACCAUCCGUCUCUGGAAGUCAGAGUGGAAAACUGGUGGAGGAGAUCUGA